Molecule: messenger RNA, 3478 nt
Organism: Durusdinium trenchii
Lineage: Eukaryota; Dinophyceae; Suessiales; Symbiodiniaceae
Source: the annotation of a GenBank genome assembly
GCUCAUGUGCUUACCGACGGCCUGGCGGGAGGUGAGAGUCGUAUGAUUGGGAUCGUUGGGCUGCACCAGAAGUCGGUCCGAGAACGUGAUUUUCCCACGAGCAUUUUGGAGAAAGGCUUAGAGGUGAAGAUUGAAGAUGCAAGUGCCACUGAGCAGACAGAUAAAGUGAGGAUCCUCAACAGCAUCGCUUUUCCUCGUUUGGAGACUCAAGAGCUAGAAGAUUCGCAGUCAAACCCCUUAGCGCAUCCAAACUACGAGCGUGUAGAUAAAGCUCUUGCUUCACAUUUUGCUUUGGCAAGUUGGCAUGGCUUCGUUUGGGAAGGGAAACAAACAGAAGCCCUUGCAAGGGCUUUGCGGUUGGAUGAUGGUCGAAAGGUGGUGCAACUUUCCUUCACCGGCUGCCAGCAUUUCUCGGACAAUGAGCUUAAACGUCUCCUGGAGAACCUCCCUGGUGAUCUGAGAGUCUUACGUUUGGAUUUAGGCUUUUCUGGCCUGAAGAGUUGGGAUUUUGUGAAGAUAGAUCGUUUGCCAUUCGUAAAAUCACUGGAUCAACUGGAGUUGCGCUUCACCGGCUCAUCAUCAUUUCGAAGUGCAGCAGGCCUUGCAGACUUGCUGCGGAAGAUGGAGAACCUCAUGGACCUGGAACUCUGGUUCAUGAACUUACCGAAAUUGGAGGAGCUGGGAUCCUUGAACGCAGCCUUUCUCUCCUUGAGGAACCUGGAGAGUUUGGUUUUUGAUCUCAGUGGAUGCGGCCAAGUCUUACUGGAAGUCAGGACAGAGCUGCAGCAAAGCAUCAGGUCUUUGAAAUGGCUGAGAGGUAGCAGCUUGGAUCUCUGGAUAAACAUUGAAGGCUUACCAAGUCGCCGGUGUGGGCUUCGAUUUUGUCCGAGGAGCUUCCAGUGGCUCUACUUCUGGUGCUCAUGUGUCUUUCGGUGGCUACAACAAGUUAGUGUCAGGUUGACUCGGCUUCCCUUCACUCGAGUCACGCCGCAGCUGCGGCGCAGUUUCGAAGCCACCAGAUUUGGUAGGGCUUACACCAGUGAAGCUGAAGAGACAGAAGAUACCGAGACUGAGUUGCGCAGUGUUGGAGAACAGCGAAUGGACAUACUGGAUGAAACUCGACCCUUCCCUUGUAGCCAUUUGACAUGCACCUCCUUUCAUGCUGAGCUGCACGGUUAUUGUGAGAGACACCGCUGGUUAGGCCUUGCCAAGAGGAUAUUUGUUCAAUUGAACACUGGGCGCCAGUAUAUAGAGCUCAGUUUGCUCAUCCUCACGCAAGCUGCAGCCGAGGUAGAAAGCAAACAUUUGCUGCUGCUGAUUAUCAUCAGCUUGUUGCCAGCUGCCUGUUUUAGCAUGUCACACUCCACAGGAGGACCUGGAACCGUCGCCUUUUUGCUCAUCGUCUUCCUCACUUUGGGCAGCGUUGCCUACACAGCAGCUCGGCUCCAGUGGAUGCAUGAUUUGUCAAAGGAACUGCACGUCCAGGUCGAGUCAAAGUAUGCGAAGCAUUUGCAGAUCGACAUGUCCAGACUCUUUGGUGGAAAAGAUGGUGACAUCGACAUAGUCCAGCCACGCAUCAGUAGCCUCACAGAACAUUUCAUCGAAGCAAGAGUCCAAUUGGACAAAUUCAAUAGAGACAUAUGCCUGCCACUGCAAGAGUUCCUCCAAACACGUGAUUUUACAUCACGCCCUAAUAUGCGCCCUGCUUUGAAGUUGUUAGCGCCAGCGCAAGAGGAUGUUUUGCUCCAAGGCAGUGCCAGUCAUAUUUUGGAUCUUUUGUAUUGCGAUGUGACGUUUUCAUGUUGGCACGGCAUGAUCGAGGCUUGGGAUUUCCUGAAGAGAAGAAUAGAGUCCGGUGAGCUGAACAUUGAGAUCGUGCAUGUUCGUGACUAUUUCGCAGCUGCUGAGACCGGUCGCAGGUGUGCUGAGAUGAUAUUGAACAUCAAUGGCUAUCUAGCGACUGUCCGUUUUCUGGACGAACGCUUGACCCAAGUCGAAAAUCAGUUAGACAAUGUGCACCGCUUGGCAAAGCAGUUGGGGCUUGCGACCCAUUUGACUGAGCCGUUGCUUGUUUCGCGACCUAAGCUACGUGCACAUCAUGUGUCAAGGCAGUCGACUCAGUGGUUUCGACCCUUGAGGGUGGCUGUUUUGAUCCUUCAGGCAGUCUCUUCGCUCGCUGCCAUGUACCUUGCCCUGCAAUAUUUCAUGCGAUACAGUCCACCUUUUGUCCGUUCCAACCUGCCAAAGCUCAUCAAUGACGCCUUUGCUCUAGAAACGGUCGACUCACAUCGGCCCCGUGCGCAAAUCAGAUCCUCAGGGUGCUGGAGGUCUGAGAGAAGCGGAAGUGAUUCUGACUCAGGUUGGUUCGAGAACAGCCUAUUGCUGUUACCUUCCAUGCUGUUUUCUUUGCCUUACCUAGCCUUGACGAUUGUCCUUUUGAGCGACUUGUGCCGUUCACAGAGGCAGAAGAGGAAAGCCAAGCCCAUUCAGUUGCUCUAUGAGAAGUACUGUGGUAUCCAAGGGACAUUCUUUCCCUUCAAAGUGGCUACCUUGCAGUUUUUCACUGUGAUGCUGCAAGCACUUGGCAAGUUACAGAUCAUGGGUGGUAUUGUGUCCCUUUCAUUUCAUUCAUCCGGCAAGCAUCACGUAGCUCCAUUCCAACGAUGCUUCUGGGCUUUCGUCGGCUUCCUUUUCUUGAACAGCAUUUAUCCCACAGUUCUGUUUGUUUUCCCUUCUGAAAACUGGGCGCGUGUGGGCGCUGCCGUGCUGGAUGCCGUUUUUGAUGUUGCCUACUCCGGCACAUACCUCAUCAUGACUGUGCUGGCCACGUAUGAGCUAGGGCUGGACCAAGACAUCUCAGGGAAUUUUGGAGACCAAGCCGCGGUGAACUUCAGAGCUACAUUGGAUCCAUCGUUUGCUUUCCCUACAGAUUUCUUUGGUUUUUUUGCCGUUUUCUACUCGCUUGCGCAUGUGUGCACCGUGUGUCGUGCUGUGGAACGCCAUCGUCCACAACCUCAACAAGAUCCACGACACCCACGAAGCUCCACUCCCCAGUCCUGGAGACCGACAACCAGAAGAUGCUGCAAAGUACUGUAUUCUCCAGUCUUGCUGGUUGCAAUUCUGUGGUUGUUGCUUACAGCAGAUGCGUACCCGAGACCCUCUGGAUGCUUCCCAUGUCACUGCAUCCAAUUGCCCACUGGCUUGAAGAAGCUCACAAGUUGCAGCCUUGCUGGCGUUCUGCACUUCGAAGAUGUGAGUUUGAGCAAUCAAAACAUUUCCAGUGUCGCGCCGGAUGCUUUCAAUUUCAGAAGGUCAAGCGGCAUACAGCGGUUGUCACUCUCGGGGAAUCCCUUCCAAGUUUUGCCCAAGAAGAUGUUCGAGCCGUUGAAUGGCUUGCAACUCCUGGAUUUGGGCAGCUUGGGACUGGAACAUGUGGAGUCCGAGACUUUUGUUGGUUUAAAAAACCUAAGGAUUUUGU